Molecule: messenger RNA, 1918 nt
Organism: Zea mays
Lineage: Eukaryota; Viridiplantae; Streptophyta; Magnoliopsida; Poales; Poaceae
Exons: 1
Coding region: 394-1842 (482 amino acids)
Molecular function (GO): ADP binding
Source: RefSeq, a predicted model, not a curated record
UUCUAACAGUUCUUGCAUUUCAGAUAGUACAUAAUAUUAUCAUUGUUUUAGUAUAGUAAAAAAUGAAUUGUCCAGUAUAUGUUAUCCUUUUAAUUGUACUAGCUAGUUGAUUGCAAGCGUUUUUUUUGUUUGAAAGUUCAGGCACAUGAAACGUAGAACUCCCAAUCUUUAUUGCCUUGGAGUUGGUGUUGGUUCUGUCGACAAAGUCAAAAGUCAUCCUUAUUAUCAUAUAAAACUCUUCUGUGAUGCAUGCAGCGAGCUAACUGCUCCUAGUAAAUUAUAGUAGCCUUGAACAUCCUUCGAAUUAGUUCUUUUAUCGUUUGAGCAUAUGCUGUGUAUCAAAAUAAAGCAUGCAGCCAGUCUUUCUUGCUCAACGACUCAAAACCUCGCUUGAUGGAGGUAGCUCUAUCUGCCAUUUCUGGCGAAAUACUCAGCCGACUCAUCUCCUUCGUAAUCAAGAAACACACCGACAGGUCAUGUGUGGAAGACAAGCUAGAAAGGCUUCAGCAUCUCCUGCUCAGACUCCAUACUGUGGUCGAGGAGGCCGAGGGACGGUACAUCACCAAUUCCAAGAUGCUGUUGCAGCUCAGGAUGCUCGUGGAUGGCAUGCACGAAGGCUACCAUGUACUCAGCACCAUCAGGUUCAAGCCUGUUGAAGAAGACACAUCAUCCCACAGCCAGGUGACACAACCACCUGCCUUGUCAUCCCCUCUCAAGCGCACUCGUGCAGCAGCUUCCAGCUUCAGGACUGCCAUAACUUCCAACCACGAGCUACAAGCUUCUCUGAAGAAACUGGAAACGAUUGUUGCAAACAUGACGGAGUUCGUCAUUCUGCUGGGUGGAUGCAAGCAGAUGCACAGAAGACCAUACGACACCUACAUCUACAUCGACAAUUUCAUGUUCAGUCGCCUUGUGGAGAAGCAAGAGCUGAUCAAUGCGCUGUUGCAAGACGAUUCUCCUGUAGGUGCUCCAGCUGUGGUACCAGUAACUGGUGCAUACAGAGCCGGGAAGAAAAGCCUAGUCGGGUAUGUUUGCAAUGACAAUAUGGUUCGCUCUCACUUCUCCUCGGUUUUGCACCUGAAAAGCAACAGCUUUCUGAAAGUAAGCCGUAAAAUGUUCAUGCCUGUAAGGACGCUAGUUGUGGUCGAGUUUAUUUCAGAUGUGGGUGACAGUGAAUGGGUGAAGUUUUAUUCAGACGCAUCGCCACAGAUGGGCGCAGGAAGCAAAGUGGUCAUCGUGAGCAGGUUCCAAGAGAUAGCGAGGUUUGGAACUGUAAAGCCAGUUGUCCUCAGAAGCCUGUCACAAGCAGAGUUCUCCUACCUCUUCAAGGCACUCGCAUUCGGAGGGACAGAUCCAGAGAACCACCCACAGCUAUCGUCGAUAGCUAUGGAGCUAGCCAUGAACGUGAACGGGUUGCUCCUUGUAGCGAAUACGCUCGCCGACUUGCUGAGGAAGAACCAAAGCGUCAGGUUCUGGUUCCAUAUGCUGAAGAGGUUCAGGCAGUCAGUGGAGCGCAAUUUCUCCAGGUUCGGUGAGCAUCCAAAGCAACUUGUUGAGAGGGACCAUCCGACUGACAUAACAAUGCUGGUCCAGCCUUCUUCUGCUGUACUUCGUCUCAUGCCACCCCACGGCGACGCUAGAUUGUGCAUGGAACAACUGCCCAAGGUGAAGUUUGCAGACCUGGUGCAAGGUUCAGCUACUGUUCAACCCGAUGAGGAGUUUCAGAUAACUAUGUGGGAGUCAAGAUUACCCCCUUUUACUAAGUUUGUCGCGAGCUGUGUCGCUGAGGAGCAUCCUUGUACUUCCUCGGACAACAAAAGGCACAAGUCAUGUAAACAGUAACACCUUGUUGUUUGGAUUGCAUGGUCCUGUUAAUUAGUCAAAUAAAUGAAGAACAUCAUGAUGCUUCAGUGUCUAA